Messenger RNA from Acytostelium subglobosum LB1, 210 nucleotides. RefSeq lists its product as hypothetical. The transcript has a single exon. NCBI's taxonomy places the organism in Eukaryota, Evosea, Eumycetozoa, Acytosteliales, Acytosteliaceae. The annotation marks the transcript as partial. The record is from RefSeq and is a predicted model, not a curated record.
AUUAGCAUCCAGGGGUUCGGACGCACUGAUGAUGGAUUGACCAUCCCAUUCCCUAUACUCUACAUAUGUACAAUUCCAAGUGGAAUAGACUUAUUUAUAACAACCAACAUCAACAACAACAACAACUAUAAUAUAUUAUAUAUUUAUAACAAUCAAUCCAAUCCAAUCAUCACAGUAAUAAACAAUCCAACCUUCACCAUUGUGUUACAA